GAAGUUUUCCUUUUUAGGCUCUUUCUCUUCCACGCGGAAAUUAAUAAUAAAAAAGAUCCAAACUUUGAAGAUAGCGAAGAGCAAAAAGAUAAUCUCUGGCUCGAUUUUUGUUGGAGUCCUUGAUUCGAGCAAGUUUAAAGACUCGAGGGUUUUCUUCUGGAUAACGUAAUUAGAUACUCGUGUUUUCUGAAAGGGUCAUCACUGCUAUUGUCAUAGCUUGAGAAAGGAUCUAUUUUUAAUAUCAGUGAUAUUGGUAUCUAUGAGAUUUGGAGUAGUUGUUUGGAGGAACGUGUCCUCUUGCUUGAUGUGAAGAUUGCUUCUUGUUGUUUGCUGUUUCUUAAUGGAGUGGAGGGGAAUCCUCUGCUCGUUGCUUUUUAUUGUUUCCGUGGGAGAGUCGUCAAGUAGAUUUGGGAUAAUGUGGCAUCCUAAUCUUGGUGUUGAUUCUGGACAAUACUUGACUUGGCCAAUCUUAAGUGCUAGUGUAUUCGUGGUUAUUGCCAUCCUCCUCCCCAUGUAUCUUAUCUUUGAGCACUUAGCUUCUUAUAAUCAACCAGAGGAACAGAAGUUUCUUAUUGGACUUAUUCUGAUGGUUCCUGUUUAUGCCGUGGAAUCGUUUUUGUCUUUGGUGAAUUCAGAAGCAGCUUUCAACUGCGAGGUGAUUAGAGAUUGUUAUGAAGCUUUUGCACUCUAUUGUUUCGAGAGAUAUUUGAUAGCUUGCCUAGAUGGAGAAGAACGUACAAUUGAAUUCAUGGAACAACAGACAGUUAUCACCCAGAGUACUCCUCUUCUAGAAGGCACAUGUUCUUAUGGGGUUGUAGAGCAUCCCUUUCCAAUGAACUGCUUCGUAAAAGAUUGGAGUCUUGGUCCUCAGUUUUAUCAUGCUGUGAAAAUUGGCAUCGUUCAAUAUAUGAUACUGAAAAUGAUUUGUGCUCUGUUAGCAAUGAUCCUCGAAGCCUUUGGGGUUUAUGGAGAAGGGAAGUUCGCAUGGAAUUAUGGAUAUCCAUAUCUGGCUGUAGUGCUCAAUUUCAGUCAAACAUGGGCAUUGUAUUGCCUUGUACAGUUCUAUAAUGUCAUCAAAGAUAAGCUAGCACCCAUAAAACCACUGGCCAAGUUUCUAACAUUUAAGUCUAUUGUAUUCCUCACCUGGUGGCAAGGUAUUAUUGUUGCGUUCCUCUUCUCUAUGGGACUCGUCAAAGGGUCUUUGGCUAAGGAACUGAAAACGCGAAUACAAGACUACAUCAUCUGUAUCGAAGUAGUUUUCAUAAAACUAAUUGUUCCUUUUAAGUAUCCAUAUUCAGAUUGGUGUGAAAGUAUAAACUUAAAAUGUUAUGUUUUUACAGAUGGGUAUUGCUGCUGUUGUCCAUCUCUAUGUGUUUCCAGCAGCGCCUUACAAGCGUGGAGAAAGAUGUGUUCGUAAUGUAGCAGUCAUGUCAGAUUAUGCCUCUAUAGAUGUACCACCUGAUCCAGAAGAGGUUAAAGAUAGUGAACGAACAACUAGAACGCGGUAUGGUAGACAUGACGAUAGAGAGAAACGCUUGAAUUUCCCACAAAGUGUCCGUGAUGUUGUGCUUGGGAGUGGUGAAAUCAUUGUGGAUGACAUGAGAUUCACAGUUUCACAUGUGGUGGAACCGGUUGAAAGAGGAAUAGCGAAAAUAAACAGAACAUUCCAUCAGAUAUCUGAAAAUGUGAAAAGAUUUGAGCAGCAGAAGAAAACAACAAAGGAUGAUUCAUAUGUGAUACCACUGAAUCAAUGGGCGAAAGAAUUCUCAGAUGUUCAUGAAAACCUCUAUGAUGGAGGGAGUGUGAGCGACAGCGGUUUGGGAAGCACAAAUCGGCAUCACCAGUCUAGAGUCUCGGGAUUGUGGACUAGAAUGCGAAGGUAAGAAAAACAAAAGGUGGUGCAAGUGCAAACGAAGCUGAAACAAUUCUGAAGAUGCCUUUUUUGUGGAAGUCUCAUCUUCGUCACAUCUAACAAAGAAGUUGUAGAUUUAUGGGAUGAUGCUUACUCUGCUGGAUUUAAACACAGGUAACAACAGAUGAUGCUACUAACUAGUUUUCCUCUACCUUUACACAAACUUUAUUGAGAAGUUAGAUUUGUAUCUCGUAAUGACAGUUUCUUACACAAAAAUAAAAUAAAAUACAAAUUUGUCAUGACUAAUAUCUUAUGAAACAUCUUCUCAUAUAUUGUGUUUGUUCUCA
Arabidopsis thaliana (thale cress) is the source of this 2199-nucleotide messenger RNA. RefSeq names its product organic solute transporter ostalpha protein (DUF300). The coding region runs from base 341 to 1417 and encodes 358 amino acids. Gene Ontology annotation, cellular component: membrane. The transcript has 8 exons. The record is from RefSeq and is marked reviewed. Gene Ontology annotation, biological process: transmembrane transport. Lineage: Eukaryota; Viridiplantae; Streptophyta; Magnoliopsida; Brassicales; Brassicaceae.